AUGAAGCCAAAUCACAAACAAUCCUGUGAAGAUCAAGUCCCGCCCUUUUCAAAACAACCACGAUUGUCUACCCAUAGCUCAGCUAUUGAAUAUCCUUUAUUGGAAAAGCAGUGUCACAUUAACAACUGGAAGAAAGCUGACCUGAUUGAGUAUUGGUGCAAGACCAUUCACUGGCCUGAAGAAUAUUUUGAAGCCCAGCCUGGACAGACUGAAGAUAUGAGCCACCUUCUCGCGAAAAAAAAUUCAUCAGCUUCCCUUCGUCACAUGAACUUGAUGUCAAGUCUUGAUAUAGGCUCCAACAUGAUCACUGAUCAAGAGUCAAGGGAUGAAAAGAAUGCCAAGUACAGAAGCGCUACUUAUGAAACCCUCCUCGCUACUAAAGGCAGCUUCAUGCGCAAGUCAGAGCUAGGAAUAACAGAUAAGAGCAAGCAGAUUUGUAAGGAUUUAGUGGAAAUCAAUCAACCUGUUCCCAAACACACACUAUUUCGAGAUAAUACAUUUGACAAGUUUUGUCAAAGGCUACAAGGAAAGAAUGAGUCAAGAGUUAUUCAAGAUAUAUCCAAUUUAAUUGUACCUUCGGCAGAAUCUCUCACUGUUAACGGGGCCAAGAAUCUUAAACACUUAGUUGAAAGCCCGGAUUAUGCGGCCGGGUUCGACCAUUCUGCGUUUACGGAAGACCAGCUGAAUAAAUUCGAGCCGUUCCUUGGCUACGACACAGAUACCUACAGCUCAUUCUUCCUGGCCACCUUCUACAUGUACUUCCCCUUCUUGACCAGUGAGGUGAAAGGCACUGCCGCACUUGACAUCGCUGAUCGGCAGAAAGCACACAGCAUGACCCUUGCUGUGAGGGGCGUCAUUGAGCUGUUUAAAACUUUGAGAAUCUACGGCCAUUAUGCAGUCAUUGAGGGAAGCAAGACUCUCUUCUACCGUCACCCUAUCAGAACAUUUGACUUUACGGAGCUGGACGGCAGAGAGAAGUGGACCGCUUACACAUUUACAAGAAAUGUUUAUGAGAAGUGGUCGCCGGAUCAUCUGAAAAGGAUCCGCUCAGCUAUUGAUGCGAUCCCUCCUGGAGUAAAUUUUGAUACUCCGUAG
Paracoccidioides brasiliensis Pb18 is the source of this 1095-nucleotide messenger RNA. RefSeq lists its product as uncharacterized. The transcript is spliced from 3 exons. Bases 1 to 1095 code for a protein of 364 amino acids. The record is from RefSeq and is a predicted model, not a curated record.